AUGAACCCCUGGAAUGAAGACCGGCUGCGGGAGGACAGCGAUCCGGAAGACGAGCCUGCGUCCGGACCGAUCACGACGACUGAUUCACCCCGGCGGAGAAGAAGUAGCUUAGGCAGCCGGACCCCCAACGACUUGCCUGGCCUAGAGGUGCCCCCGUCACCCGCUGGUGGCAAUGCGGGCAACUUGCCUUCGAACCGAUCUACGUUCAGUCCCGGCGCCUCUCCGCCUACCAGCAGUGGGACGCGGUUCGGACGGCGGCGAUCCAUCGGCGCGAUAUCUCUGAGGGGCCCGUCGAGGGCGGACGGUGCCCAGAUGGCGGACGCCCGGGCGGCGGCGGAGGCUACGGCUCGGAACAAGCUGGAGCAGGAGGCCCCCAUCCGAGGUCUCGCCAAACAAAUGUCCCGAAUGGAUAUGUUUUCUGGCACCAAAAAGAGCGGCGGCGCGGGCACCAACAGCCGGCCGGGCCACAAGAAAAACAGCAGUGGGAUGGGCUUUCUACUCUCUUCCGCGCAACCCCACUCGAGGGUGCCCUCUAGAACCGACGACAGGUCGCCGUGGGAGGUGGCCUCGAUAGCAACGGCGGCGCCCCCACCGUUGCCGCGACCAACGGGCGCGGGAGUAGCGCAGACACCUGUCGCUGUCACGUCGACAACAGCUGGGCGACAACAACGGGGCAACCAGGUUCAGCCCGACGGCAACGUCAGUCCCGGGAGGCUCGAAAGGGCUACCGGUGGAGGUGGCGGCGAAUAUGGGGUUGAUGGGUGCCGUAAUGCUUCCAAGACUCCCGCGGGGGUGGCGGUAACGCACGGCGUUGGGCACAGCGGCGGAGCGGGGGCUAGCCGGCCGCCCCCCCAGGACGACGUGAACUACCCCGACACGCCGCCCCCGCUCCGGCGCAUGCAACGGCGAGGGAGCCUGGUGAAUCGGGAGGUGCCACAGGAGGAUGAACCCAAGGAACCCAUCGAGCCCGAGCUCAUGAUCGGGGAGAUUCAGAGUAUCCGUCUACACGAGGAGAUCGCGCUCGUGCGGAGGGCCAUCGUGUUGAUCAUGUUGAGCCUCGUGGCCGCUGUCCUCGUGCGCGCGUUCGCCGGAGAAUUCUACUACUUCGUGGUCGCUCUUCACUACGAUAUUGCCGUUACCAUCUGGUCAGUCGUGGCCAUGUAUAUUUGGAGGGAGCUGUUUCAUCAGUGGGUGUAUACGGACGACAGCAAACUGGCGAGAGCUAUAUUCCGACACGUCAACCCUGCGCUUGAGUGCCACCUCGCCCUUCGAGUGGGCAUCCUCUUGAAGAACUACUUGGUUCUGCUCGUGGCGACGUCAUACCUUUGGCGACCCUACCUACAAAGGGUUCAGAGCAGCAUCCUGGCGCAGUACAUCCUGCUGCUGCUCACAGACUACUGCACCAAGGGCUACUGCAACCCUGGCGACCAGAACUUUGCGAUCGAGAUGGGUCGGCAGGGCAUCAAGGAAGGGAAGAACAUCUCGCUCUACGCAGUCUCGAAGGCCAUGGGAUUCAUUCCCCGGAACAAGCUUGGGCACACGUUUUUCAGGCAGCUAGCGGGAAGCAACACGCUAGAUUCGAGUAAGGACGCGACCACGCUCGGGAACUUUCUGUUCGAUCAGCUCAUCAUCCGCAGCCGCCCGCCACCAGCCCGCCCCACCACGAACACUUCGCCUCCGCGCAAGAGCCUCGCCGCUGCGUUCACCGCGGCCGGAGGCGGGAGCAUCCGGAUGUCGCGAGGCAGUCACGCCGGCGCGGGCACGUACAGGGCUCUCCCCCGCUUCGGCGGUCAGAUGCAGAAGCGAAACAGCGAGCCGAUGGCGGUGCCCGCCUCCCCGCGGACCACGGUGGCCUCUCCGAAGAGGUUCUCGAUGUUCGAAGCUGGUCGCCCUCAAGUUGAAGGAAUGCCGCUGGCGAAUGGCGGUGGGGGCGGCGCUGCGGCGGGUAAGGUGCCGGUUGCCAAGGCGGUCUCCAGCAAGGCUUCCAGCACCCUCAGCAAGCUCGUCCCCGUGGCUGGGCGUGCCGCGUUGGUGUCGUCCGGCAGAGGGGGUGCCGGCGGCGGCACCGAGAGCAGCGAUGCUCGAUGUGAUGAUGUCGGGACCACCUCCUCCGCAAACACCUCCCCUGGCAGAAGCAGGGUCCGCCGACGUAAGGCUGGGACUUGUGUGGACGGGGUCGACCUGUCGAUCGAGGUUGCUUCUGGGGGGGAAACGGAGGCGACUGGUGAUACCGGCACGGAGGGGGAGAGCCCCGAGCAGCCGGUGGCUUCAAAGUCGCCGAGCGGGCGUGAUACUAGGAUAGAUCGGGCCCGGAUUCUUGCCCAAAACAGGAGCGUUUUUACCAGCUGCAGCAGCGUCGCCAGCAGCAGCAACUACGGCGAUAAGGAGUGCGGCGACGGCGUUGAUGGAGAAGGCCGUCAGAAGGACCAAGAGGAUACAGUGAAGGGGCAGGCAGCGCGGAGUGGUGAGACGAAAGCCGAGAAAAAGGAGAAGCCAAAGCAGGAGGAGGUGCUGGUGCGGACGACAUUUUGCCCGGCGCUUGAGCCGGAGCUGCUCGACGUGGCGUUCAAGAUCUUCGACCUCGACAACAGCGGCACCGUUACCAAGGAGGAAAUGGUGCUGGGCGUUGUCGGGACGUUCAAGGACCACAGGAGCCUCGCCCACACCCUGCAGGACAGCGAGCACAUCGCGCAAAAGCUUGGCCUCAUCAUCAUGUGUGUCAUCCUCUUCAUCCUUUUCUUCGUGUGGCUGUCGAUCUGGGGGGCGGACGUGGUCUCCCUGAGCGUGACCUUCGCGUCGUUCCUGAUCGCCUUCUCCUUCAUGAUCGGCACCGCGGCGAGCAACCUCAUGUCCGCGGUGCUCUUCAUCUUCGUGUCGAGGCUGUACGACGUCGGGGACCGGGUGCACAUCUACAGCGGCAGCAAUACCCAAGGCGAGGAGCCCACGAACGUCACGGUCGUGAAGGUCGACCUCAUGACGACCGUGUUCAAGCGCUGGGACGAGCAGGUGUUUUAUAUGCCGAACCAUUUGCUGGCAACGAAGACGAUCGUUAAUAUCCAGAGGACGGCGCACCAAUGGCACGAGUUCAUGAUUCAGGUUGCAGCUACCACCACCCCCGAGAAGCUGACAGCAUUGCAGACCUCGCUGCAGGAGUUUUCCAAAAGCAAGGACAAGCCCGAGGGGCUGUACACGCGCAUGGGUUUCUCGCUGGUGAGAAUCGAAGACAGCACCAAGCUGACGAUUCGUAUCACGUUCCGGCAAAGGGGCAACUGGCAGAACAUGGAAAAGAAGUGGGCCUGCCAGAGUAUGUGCACCUGGGCGAUCAAGAGCGCCUGUGACAGCCUCAACAUUUCGUACUUCCUGCCGGAGGUUCCGGUUCAGAUGAAGAAGAAAUCGGCCUAAUUUCCCUUAUUUGUAAUAUGGUGCUGUCGUGUUUUGGCGCCGGUAAUGGCACACACCCCCGUUUGCGUGAGUAUGCUUUUGGGCGUGUCUGCCUUACCGUAUGGUGGCACUAGCUUUACCUGCUGCAUUGGGGAGCGUCGAUCGGAAAGCCUUCCUGGCUUGUUUUUAGAUAAAAGUCGCUGCUUGUCCUUGUUUGAUCAGGACGACGCUGUAGAAUCAACUCCCGGCCCUCCGAAUGGUACGCGCCCACAGAAAGCACUGGUCGCCUCCUCUUGCGUACUAGUCGUUUCUGGCUUUUUGUCCACGUCCAGAAUCGUUUUCAUUUACGCACAUAGUUAUAUGGAUGUGGCCCAACCACGGUGAACCUUUGUCAGUCGUAGAUCGCAACGGGUCAAUAUGAUUUCCGACCGUUUCGAAUGUAGAGAGUGGGUGGGAGUUCCAAGGCUCCAAUAUUGGGAGCUUCGAAAGAACGUCGGCCAACGCGUUGUUGUUGAACCUGUUAUCAUCUGCGCUGGCAUGGGACAAUGGUAUCGGUCCGGUGACGGGGUCGCAGAAGGAACCACGUAGUAUGAGAUGGCAGAGCAGGAGGGGGGGGGGUCCGCUUGUAGUGUAAUCCCCGUUAUCCGCAAGGGAAACCCAUGCUUGCCUUGCACCAAUCACCCAACACCACAGGACUUUCUCCUUGUAUUUAAUCUAUAGGGCAGUACGACGCGCUUUGGGUGUGCGCAAAAUAUUCGUUUAGAUGACAGCUCCUUUGUUUUCUUUAAUGUGGUUCGCUUUGAGUGAAACACGAAGGGUCACCCGGCGGGCUGUCACUCGCAUUUUUCGUGUCUGGCGCACCCCCGUUCUAAUAGAAAACGUGGGCGUAAGUAAGGUUGGAAUGCCGCGCGUGAAACGCGAGCGACGAACUGCUGCAACUGGGCGUUCGGGCGUGCGUCGUGAAAGUGUACGAUAGAAUCGUAGUAGUUGGGCUUUUGGGCGCGAAGAAUUGCGUGAGUUUAUUUGCCUUUUCGUCAGCCAACAUUCGGUAAAGCCCACAGGCAGACGAUUUGUCCUAUAGAUAUGGUGUGUGUGUUGGCGUGUUAGGUACGUCGGGCGUGUGCGUUCGUUUUGGACGCUGUGCUAAGUUUAGUUGUGUCGGUAUUCCAUCUUGUUGUCUCAGGUAUUUGUUAGUGUUGCGCGUGGUGUUCUAGCUGUUCCGUGUUGAGUGUUGUAUGUGUGUUGGCGUGUUCGUGAUCCCCAUCCGUUUGCCUGCGAAACCGUUGAGGUUCGGCGUUGCUAGCGCUUUUGAUGAGAUUGCUAACUUAGCCUUUUCACUCCGUGCCUUAUUUAAUUUGCCGGGGUAUUGAGGAGAUGAGUAGAUGCUAACUGCUCUCCUCAAGUGGGUUUGGGACCGAGAAAUGGCCAGCUCUGUGUUUGUGGUGCGCGCUUGUGACAAAAGUCAUGUCGGGGCUGUCGAUCUGAACAAGUUUCAUGGCAUAUUUUGUCCUGCUUCGAAGCAGUCUAUGCAUUGCUGCUGUUUUGGUUAUUUAGCGUAAGCACGGGUGUGGACCUGGUACUUUCUCUGUUGCUGUGACCCCUUUAUGUUUAGCUGAUCGCAGGUGUCUAUUUUCGGCCGCCGUCGCCGUUGAGCGACAAGAUACUGGAAUAAACCGUUGGGGCUUGUUCAGAAGACGGCGGCUCUUCUCCGUUGUGAUGGAAGCCUUCUUUUAUCGGCUGACGGAUGGAAGCAUUCAU
Ectocarpus siliculosus is the source of this 5139-nucleotide messenger RNA. Lineage: Eukaryota; Phaeophyceae; Ectocarpales; Ectocarpaceae. The record is from the annotation of a GenBank genome assembly.